Cariama cristata (Red-legged seriema) is the source of this 952-nucleotide messenger RNA. RefSeq names its product transmembrane 9 superfamily member 4-like. The record is from RefSeq and is a predicted model, not a curated record. Gene Ontology annotation, biological process: protein localization to membrane. The annotation marks the transcript as partial. NCBI's taxonomy places the organism in Eukaryota, Metazoa, Chordata, Aves, Cariamiformes, Cariamidae. Gene Ontology annotation, cellular component: membrane. The transcript is spliced from 8 exons.
GAAAGGCCAAGGUAUGUGCUGGUCUUGCUGUUGUUGCUGCACAGUACAGACUCCUUCUAUGUACCUGGUGUGGCUCCUAUCAACUUCCACCGCAAUGAUCCUGUAGAAAUAAAGGCUGUGAAGCUCACCAGCUCGCGAACCCAGCUACCAUAUGAGUACUACUCGUUGCCCUUCUGCCAGCCCACCAAGAUAACAUACAAGGCUGAGAAUCUCGGUGAGGUUCUUCGGGGGGACCGAAUUGUAAAUACACCUUUCCAGGUUUCCAUGAACGUGGAGAAGAAAUGUGAAGUUCUGUGCAACCUUCCCAAUAAACCAGUCACUCUGACAGUGGAGCAGAGCAAGCUGAUCGCCGAGCGGAUCAGGGAAGAUUACUAUGUCCAUCUCAUCGCCGAUAACCUCCCUGUGGCAACACGGCUGGAGUUUUAUUCCAAUCGUGAGGAAGAGGAGAAGAAGAAGGAAAAGGAUGUGCAGUUCGAGCAUGGAUACAGGCUUGGGUUUAUGGAUGCUAACAAGUUCUACCUGCACAACCACCUCUCCUUCAUCCUUUACUACCACAGAGAGGAUGUGGAGGAGAACCAGGAGCCCACCUACAGGGUUGUGCGCUUUGAAGUGAUUCCCCAAAGUAUUAAACUAGAAGACUUGAAGGCUGAUGAGAAGAGCAUGUGCACCCUGCCUGAAGCUACGGGCUCUGCCCCUCAGGAAAUAGAUCCUUCUAAAGAGAACCAGUUGCUCUUCACCUACUCUGUCCACUGGGAGGAAAGUGACAUUAAAUGGGCUUCCCGCUGGGACACGUACCUGACCAUGAGUGACGUGCAGAUUCAUUGGUUUUCUAUCAUUAACUCGGUUGUGGUCGUCUUUUUCCUUUCAGAUGAUCUGGGUGAGAGGAUUGAGGGCACCCUCAGUAAAUUUGCAGAUGACACCAAGCUAGGUGAAAGUGUUGACCUGCUUGAGG